UGUGAGAACAGAGAGGUCUAUUAGAGGUCAGUGGGAGCCCUUCUAAUAGCUACUGCACCACUGCCUUUCAGAUAACUGCACCUCGCCACUGUGAAACACAACCUCGACCCUUUGCCAUUUACGCUCUUGCAGAACAGUCAUGCAAGCUCAGGAGGUUCUUAGACAGCUGCGGAUUCCAGAGCUAGAUGACUUCCGACAGUAUGUCCGGGGCUUCCCCACAAAUGCCCUUAUGGGUAUGGGAGCCUUUGCUGCCAUCACCACCUACUGGUUUGCCUCCCGGCCGAAAGCCCUGAAACCGCCCUGUGAUCUCGGACUGCAGUCAUUGGAAAUACCGGGGGGAGAGCGUGCCAGGAGGUCAGUACUAAAUGAGAGCGACAGUGAGUUUGUCACACAUUACUACAGUGAUGCACAAACAAUAUACCAGGUGUUCCAGCGAGGACUCAGAGUGUCAAAUAAUGGACCUUGCCUUGGGUCAAGGAAACCAAACCAGCCUUAUGAGUGGCAGUCAUAUCAAGAGGUGGCGGAUAGAGCAGAGAACAUUGGCUCCGCCCUUCUUCACAGAGGGCACUUCCACACGGGCGACAAGUUUGUCGGCAUCUUUUCACAAAACAGACCUGAAUGGACGAUUUCAGAGCUGGCCUGUUACACAUACAACUUGGUGGUCGUCCCUCUAUACGACACGCUCGGCAAGGAGGCCAUCGGCUACAUCAUCGACAAAGCCACCAUCUCAACAGUGAUAUGUGACGUACCUGAGAAGGCUCAGAUGAUUCUGGACUGCAUCAGCGGGCAGGGGAAGUCAGUGAAAACCAUCGUUCUAAUGGAAGCUUUUGACAAGGAUCUGGUGAGCCGAGGAACAGAAAGCGGGGUGGAGAUCCUCAGUCUGAAGGAGUUCGAGGCCAUUGGCAAAGCUAAUCGUCAGAAACCAACACCUCCCAAAUCAGAUGAUCUGGCAAUCAUCUGCUUUACAUCUGGAACCACAGGGUUUCCGAAAGGGGCAAUGCUCACUCAUGGAAAUGUCGUCUCCAACACAGCAGCAUUCAUUAAAGUAACGGAGAUACACUGCAUGCUGAGCGUCCAUGACAUUCAUGUAUCCUAUCUCCCCCUAGCUCACAUGUUUGAACGGGUUGUGCAGGGUGUGAUCCUUAUCCACGGAGCACGGAUAGGCUACUUCCAAGGGGACAUCCGACUCCUUAUGGAUGAUCUGAAAACUCUGCAGCCAACGGUCUUCCCCGUCGUUCCCCGUCUCCUCAACCGUAUGUUUGACAAGGUUUUCAGCCAGGCCAACACACCUCUGAGAAGAUGGCUGCUGGAUUUUGCGUUUAGAAGGAAGGAAGCAGAGCUGAAAAAUGGAGUGAUGAGAAAGGACAGCAUGUGGGACAAACUCAUCUUCAAAAAAGUACAGCUGAGCCUGGGCGGUCGGGUGAGACUGGUGAUCACAGGAGCAGCCCCCGUAUCUCCAACCAUUCUGACUUUCCUAAGAGCUGCUCUCGGUUGUCAGUUCUAUGAAGGCUACGGUCAGACGGAAUGCACAGCUGGUUGCACCAUGUCCAUGCCUGGCGACUGGUCAGCAGGUCACGUCGGGCCUCCUCUGCCAUGCAAUGCAGUAAAACUGGUGGAUGUGGCAGAAAUGAACUACCUAGCAGCCAACGGAGAAGGAGAGGUUUGUGUGAAAGGACCAAAUGUAUUCAAGGGAUACUUGAAUGACCCUGAGAGAACAGCAGAGGCAAUAGACAAGGAUGGAUGGCUGCACACUGGAGACAUUGGGAAAUGGCUCCCAAAUGGCAUUCUGAAGAUCGUUGACAGGAAGAAACACAUUUUCAAGCUGGCACAAGGAGAGUACAUCGCCCCGGAGAAAAUAGAGACCGUUUGUAACCGAAGCGAUCCAGUGGCUCAGAUAUUUGUUCAUGGCGACAGCUUAAAGGCAUGCUUGGUGGGGAUCGUGGUACCAGAUCCAGACUUUUUACCAAUGUGGGCCAAGAGAAAAGGAUUUGAAGGAUCCUACCUCGACCUGUGCAGUAACAAGGAUGUAAAGGCGGCUAUUCUGGAGGACAUCCUGGUUUUGGGGAAAGAAGCUGGACUAAAGUCGUUUGAACAAGUGAGAGAUAUUGCAUUACAUCCUGAGAUGUUUACUGUCCAAAACGGUCUGCUGACUCCCACCCUGAAGGCCAAGAGGAACGAACUCCGGAAUCACUUCAGAGAGCAGAUUGAUGAACUUUAUGCCAAAAUCAAAAUGUGAGCUGGAACUGAGAAUCCACCACAGCAUGGCCUCCCAACAAACCAAAUCAUUUCUGCAGAAGAUUCAAGCUAUUUCGUAGGAGGUAUUUUAAACAAAUUGUACAGGGGCUCAAGAAAAAAAAAAUCGCAAAGAGAAAAAUUGAGCUUCUCAUAAUUUCAAUGUCAUUUGA
Messenger RNA from Cyprinodon tularosa, 2405 nucleotides. It is a transcript of the gene acsl1a, whose product is annotated as acyl-CoA synthetase long chain family member 1a. Gene Ontology annotation, cellular component: endoplasmic reticulum; membrane. Gene Ontology annotation, molecular function: arachidonate-CoA ligase activity. The record is from RefSeq and is a predicted model, not a curated record. Gene Ontology annotation, biological process: long-chain fatty acid metabolic process; long-chain fatty-acyl-CoA biosynthetic process; very long-chain fatty acid metabolic process. The transcript is spliced from 21 exons. The coding region runs from base 140 to 2236 and encodes 698 amino acids. Lineage: Eukaryota; Metazoa; Chordata; Actinopteri; Cyprinodontiformes; Cyprinodontidae.